UUAUCCUAAAUCAUGGGCACUGGAGCAAGUUCUUCUGUUCCUGAAGGUGUCACUGCCAACCCUCGUCUAGUUCACACCGAGAGCUUGUCUAAACGCGACCACAAGCAAUACAAAUUGGAUACCCCAGUUCUGAUAGAUGUAGAACAUGGAUCUGUAAGAUACAGGUAUGGCCGAUAUGAAGGAGAACCUGCUGAUAAAACAAGAAGAGUGGAGCGCCCAUUCAAGGGAGAAGAUAAAGUAGGCAAACAGAAUUAUUUUUAUCACGCAAGACUCAACGACUUUAGUGAAAAAUCUAAUGCCACAUUAGAGGAUCAGCAUAAGUUCCGUAUGGUCACCCAAGGCCCUGCUCGAGCAAAGGACAAAAAAGUGUUUUAUGUGUACAGUAUUGGGUGGAAUAAGAACACAGAUGGCAAAAGAGUUAUGCCAAGCAUGUCUAAGGAAGAGGGCAAAGACUAUGCCUGGCCACAAAUCAGAAAACCAAAUGAGGUGUAUUAUGAUUUGUCCUUUAAUAAGGAAGCAAGGGAAGGUGCUGAGGACACAUUAGAGGAGGACAGACUUCAGCAAAAUUUGUCCUCUACAGCAAACAGACAACAUAUCCAAUUACUCCUCUCAGAUGAAGAUUCCGUAAAGGAAGUAAGGAAAUACGUGGCUGCUAAAAUCCUUAAAUCUGCUUGUGACAUCCAUGUUUGUUAUGAAAAGCAAGAGCUCAGAGAGGAAGAUGUGGUGGGGGACUUGAGAAAGGAAGAAGAAGGGAGUUCUAAAACAUUCUGUGUAGACCUACUGCUUAUUUAAAAUUCUUAUGGCUGACUUUGACAGAUACUGACAGAAAAAAGCAGAUAAAAAAUGUAAAAUCCUACUGUGAUGGAAGUUCUCAAAUUUCAUAAUGCAAUUUACGUUAGACAAUCUGGGUUUUUGCUAUCAUGCACAUUAAAUUCCAAGAAAAAAUUUUUAAAGAAAUUUUGAA
Molecule: messenger RNA, 964 nt
Organism: Saccostrea echinata
Lineage: Eukaryota; Metazoa; Mollusca; Bivalvia; Ostreida; Ostreidae
Exons: 6
Coding region: 13-792 (259 amino acids)
Source: RefSeq, a predicted model, not a curated record